Cuscuta europaea is the source of this 944-nucleotide messenger RNA. The record is from the annotation of a GenBank genome assembly. Lineage: Eukaryota; Viridiplantae; Streptophyta; Magnoliopsida; Solanales; Convolvulaceae.
AAACAAUUGAUUUCUCCAAUGAACAACUGAGACUCUUCAUCGCCAUCGCAAUACACUUCUACUCGGACGGAAAUUGAGAAGAAGAAGAAAAAGAAGAGAAGAGGGAGGAGGGGAAACAGCGGACGACGAUGACUUGGAGGCCGAGCCAAGGAGGUGACUUGAAGACGGAGAAGAGGCAGCGACCUGGCUUUGGAAGUGGAGACAUGAAGAUGGCCAGAUGCGAAUUGCGGUAUUUACAGGGGACACUUGAUCAUGGUUUAUGGCUUCGCCCAACCACGCGAGCUACUUGCGUUGUUGCAUACUCCGAUGCUGACUGGGCAGGUUGUCCUGACACUUCCCGUUCCACAACAGGCUUCGCGGUAUUUUUGGGACCUAAUCUUGUAUCGUGGAAAUCAAAGAAACAGCCCACCGUUUCCAAGUCCUCUACUGAAGCUGAAUAUAGAGGUGUUGCCUACACAAUCCAAGACACUCUGCAUAUCCGAUCAGUUUUAUUUGAGCUUGGGUUUCCAGUCACAACUCCUAUUCAGCUAUUUUGUGACAACAUCUCCGGUUCCUACUUGACUGCUAAUCUUGUUCAACAUGCUCGCAGGAAGCAUAUUCAGAUUGACUAUCAUUUUGUUAGAGAACGCGUGGCUCAUGGAGAUCUGAUUGUCAAGUACAUUCCUACACAGUUACAGUUGGCUGACAUUUUUACUAAAAGUCUCUCCAGUCAGCAGUUUCAUUUUUUGAAAGAUAACAUGCACGUUGUUUCUCCCACACAGUUUGAGGGGGUGUAAUAGAAUAUAUUUUAGGAUAUUUGUUUCCUAAAAUAUAUGUAGACAUAUUUGUUUCCUUUUUUAAUCAGAACUCUUCUACUAUUAAUUAAUACACAUGUCAGGACUCCUAUUGGAGUACCUUUUCCCAUUAUUCUCACAUUAUGUGCCUAUUGGCCUCUUAUUGUACUC